CCCCAGUGUCAGAAGUAAUCGACUCUUUCUUUAGACAUACAUUUAUAUUUCGUUAUCGCUUUCAACCAGCUGAAUUAGUAAAAUAAAAGUUAUUAAACUUGUAAAAAUUAUAGUGGAUCCAGCUAGUAAAGACUGAGCAGAUUCUGCUACAUCGCGGCCCCUAGCGAAAUCCUUAAGAUACCCUUUUAAGAUACCCCUUUGAAAAAUGCAUCCAUCCGGCAGGAACAGUGGUCGGAGUGCCGCUGCGGUGCCCACGCAGCACAGUCGAGGGCACACCGUCUCUGGGGUCACAGUGCGUUCCAAGUUGGCGGCACCUCUAUCGACGCAGACGGCGGGAACACGCAGAGCUGUUCACGGCGGAGCCGGCGAUGGAGGAUCCGAUGCGGCUUGGAAGCAGCCAGGUCGUCGUCUGGCCAAUGCUAGUCCGCCUUCUCGGCUGGUCCAGCCCACCAUAGCCUCGUCGCUGAGGGCCAGCACUUACAGGCAGGCGGCAAAGCAGCAGUUCGAGCAAGCGGCUCAGGAGAAGGAGAAGGCCACAACGGGCAGUUCCCCGUCAAAGGGCACCGAAACGGAGGUCAAGAGGCCACCCAGGCAGCGGGUGAUGACCCAAGCGGCCAAACAGGCGGCCCGGGCCCGUCUCUGGCCAACCAAACCGGCGGGCGGAGGCUACACCUCGAACCUGCGCAGGAAUAGGCUUCCAGUGCCCGAGGAACCUGCUCCCUUGGCGGAUAGCGAGGCCUUGCUGGAAAGGGCGGAGGCCCCGGAGAGCAGGCCCCAGGAGCUGCUCGAAGCGGGCAUCCAGACCAACGAGGCGGAGAUCCUCGACCAUGGACUAGUCCUCGGCGAAGUCAGGAGGGUGUGCCCCUCGAUGCAGCUGGUGGAGCAGAUCGAACGGGAGCGGCGCGAACUCAAGGCGAAGACGGAGCGCCAGUCGAAGCGCAGCUUCGCUGCCCACGAGCAGCAGGAGGAGCUGCAUCUGGACGAGCUGAAAGAGUUUUCCUUGCGUAACGCCGUGACCAAGCGCACUCCCAAGAAGCCGCCACCGAUCCAGUACGCCUCCUACGACAACCAGUACCAGAACGUGUUCAAGUCCAUGGACGACUUCUUCACCCGAGUGCAGUCUUCUGUGCCCAAGUCCGAGUCUGUGACCAACAUCCAGGAGCGCAUUAAACGCAAGGAGCAGGAGCUGCUGAGCCUCUUCGAUAACGUUGACCUGAACGACUGAACCCCGAAACGGAUUAAAUUCCAUACCAGUGAUUUCUCAAAUUGUUUGUGUAGUAUUGUAAAAGUAAAGGUACAACAAAGGAUUUUGGUAUUCCAUUUUAAAAUAAAGUACCGAAUAUAAAAUUUA
This is a messenger RNA of Drosophila elegans, 1351 nucleotides long. RefSeq lists its product as uncharacterized. NCBI's taxonomy places the organism in Eukaryota, Metazoa, Arthropoda, Insecta, Diptera, Drosophilidae. The record is from RefSeq and is a predicted model, not a curated record. Bases 206 to 1225 code for a protein of 339 amino acids. The transcript has a single exon.